Messenger RNA from Salvia miltiorrhiza (redroot sage), 2307 nucleotides. RefSeq names its product cyclic nucleotide-gated ion channel 1-like. Gene Ontology annotation, cellular component: membrane. The coding region runs from base 249 to 2198 and encodes 649 amino acids. Gene Ontology annotation, biological process: transmembrane transport; monoatomic ion transport. NCBI's taxonomy places the organism in Eukaryota, Viridiplantae, Streptophyta, Magnoliopsida, Lamiales, Lamiaceae. The record is from RefSeq and is a predicted model, not a curated record. Gene Ontology annotation, molecular function: monoatomic ion channel activity. The transcript is spliced from 6 exons.
UCAUCGUUUCAGAUUCAACGAUCGAAGCUCCGAAAACUUGUUCACCCCGAACCGGAAUGGCAACCUGUUCGGAUUAAGGAAACCGAGCCUGAGCUCGAUUAAGGGCAAAAAUCCGAUCCAAAAUCCGAAUACUCACCCCCCUAAGUUGAAUCGCAGACGGAAUCCUACAAGGAUUCGACCGAGUCCACGGGAGCCUGAGCUCGAUCGCAGCCGGAAUAAGGCGAGGAUUCGACAGAGGCUCCCAAAGGAUGAAAAGUUUAAGAAGAUGGCAGGAGCCUCCUCCACAAAAGAUCAGGGAGCCAAAGAAGAGACGCAUCCUCGAUCCUCAGGGGAAUUUCCUGCAGCAAUGGAACAAGAUCUUCGCGGUGUCGUGCAUCAUCGCCGUCUCCCUCGACCCCCUCUUCUUCUACAUUCCGGUGAUCGUGCGCGACCAGUUCUGCCUGACGCUCGACAAAAAGGUCGAGAUCGCCGCCUGCGCGCUCCGAUCCUUGGUGGACAUGUUCUACGUGUUUCACAUCGUUCUGCAGUUCCGGACCGGGUUCAUCGCCCCCCCGUCGCGCGUGUUUGGGAGGGGGGAGCUGGUGGAGGACUCGGGGGAAAUAGCGAAGCGCUACCUGAAAUCCUACUUCGUCGUGGACGUGCUGUCGAUCCUGCCGCUGCCGCAGGCGGUGGUGCUGAUGGUGAGGCAGGUGACGAAGGGGCCGAUUUCGCACGCGACGAAGGAGCUGCUCAAGGCGGUUAUCUACAUCCAGUACAUUCCGAGGAUCUGGCGGAUUUUUCCGUUGUACCGGGAAGUUACUAGAACGUCCGGGAUAUUUACAGAGACGGCGUGGGCUGGAGCGGCUUUCAACCUCUUUCUCUACAUGCUUGCAAGCCAUGUGCUAGGAGCCUUCUGGUAUCUUUUUGCAAUCGAACGUAAGGAGACGUGUUGGCGAGAAGCAUGUGGGUACAACAGCAGCUGUAAUGUGGAUAAUUUAUACUGCAAUGGCGUCGGCAGUAAUGCUUUGUUUCUAAACUCAUCUUGCCCGCUUAAGGAGCAGGACGAGUUAAACGCCACAGACUUCGACUUUGGCAUAGCCCUCGACGCUCUUCGUUCCGGCGUAGCUGAGCAUAACUACUUCUAUAGGAAGUUCUUCUUCUGCUUCUGGUGGGGGCUGCGCAAUUUGAGUUCGUUGGGGCAGAAUCUCAAAACAAGCACGUUUGUUUGGGAGAUUCUGUUUGCGAUCGCCAUCUCUGUCAUCGGGCUGAUUCUGUUUUCCUUGCUCAUCGGCAACAUGCAGAAAUAUUUGCAGUCCAUCACUACUAGGGUGGAGGAGAUGAGGGUGAAGCGGCGUGAUGCGGAGCACUGGAUGUCCCACCGGAUGCUUCCCGAGGAGCUUCGUGCUCGUGUGAGGCGCUACGAGCAGUACAAGUGGCAAGAAAAUAGAGGCGUCGAGGAGGACUCGUUGAUCCGGAACCUCCCCAACGACUUGAGACGGGACAUCAAGCGCCAUCUGUGUUGGACUCUGCUCACAAGAGUGCCGAUGUUUGACAAAAUGGACGAACAACUGCUGGACGCGCUGUGCACCCGACUGAAGCCCGUGCUAUACACGGAGGGCAGCAUCAUCGUGCGGGAGGGGGAUCCCGUCGACGAGAUGCUCUUCAUAAUGAGGGGCAACAUAUGGACGGCCACGACCAACGGCGGCCGAACCGGCUUCUUCAACGCGGUGGGCCUAAUGGCGGGCGACUUCUGCGGGGAGGAGCUCCUGACGUGGGCGCUCGACCCCAACUCCUCGUCGAGCCUCCCCAUCUCGACGAGGACGGUGAGGGCCGUGAAGGACGUGGAGGCGUUCUGCCUGAUGCCGGACGACUUGAAGAGCGUGGCGUCGCAGUUCAGGCGCCUCCACAGCAAGCAGCUGCAGCAGACCUUCAGGUUCUACUCGCAGCAGUGGAAGGCGUGGGGUGCGUGCUUCAUACAGGCCGCGUGGCGGCGGUAUUACCGGAGGAAGAUGGAGAGGGCGGUGAGGGAGGCGGAGGAUGCGGCGGCGCGGGGUGCGUUGCAGGCGCCGAGUUUGGGCGCCACGAUUUAUGCGUCGAGAUUCGCUAGCAACAUGUUGGGGAAUUUGAGGCGUAGCCACCAACUUAAUAAUAAUGCGUCGUCUCCAAAAUUGCCAGUCCUAAUGCCUCAGAAGCCAUCGGAGCCCGAUUUCAGUGCCUAAAAUGUUUGUUACUAGGCAGAUGUAUAUAUAUGUAUUUCUUUUAUAAUGUUGGGUUCUUGUGAAUUGGUAAUGCAAUCACGUUCAUUUAAUCAUUAUUCUUGUUUUUAAA